AAGAAAUACUUUCAGUAUGUUUUGAAAGCUCUGGAUCAGGACUGACAGUAAUACGGUCCAAUCGUUAUUUACAAAAGGGACCAAAAUAUUAUACACACACGCCAAUAACAAUCACUAAAAUCUGAAGGGGGUGUAAAUUGAUUGAAAUAACCAGAAAGAUUUGGGUUCAGUAAUAGGAUUACUCCCAUUUUAGCAUAAUAGGAAGAUGUACGUACUCCAAGGCACAUAUACACGGAAUCAAAUGCCGUUUCUGCUCUGAACUGCAAAGACAUUCACGGGUGAAAGUGUUUCCCUGGCAUAUUUUCAAUGAGUAUGUCCUUAGCACAGAGAGUGCUACUGACCUGGAUCUUCAGCCUCGUCUUUCUCAUCAUGCUGGUGCUGAAGCUCGAUGAGAAGGUCAACUGGAACUGGUUCCUCAUCUUUGUACCUAUAUGGAUCUUUGAUGCCAUACUCCUCCUCAUGCUGGCACUCAAGAUGGCAGGGCACUGUAAGCCAGGCCACGAGCCACGCGACGGCCCACAGGACCUACGGAGGAAGACCUGGUACCUGACAGCCAUGCUGCUGAAGGUGGCCUUCUGCCUCACGCUAUGUGUGCGGCUUGAACAGCUGGCAGAGAUUAAACUUUCGCUCGUCUGCAUCCCACUCUGGGUCCUACUCCUGGGUGCCAUGACUGAACUGGGGUACAACAUCUUCCCUGAGCAGAGAGAUUGAUGUGCUUCCAUCUGAGUCAGGCCGUCAUCCUACUACAAAGGUUCUCAUAUCAGUAUGGAAAACCUCCUUUACUUCAUUCACUUUAAAUAAUUAACAACCUCCUCGUGAUAAGGUCAUACUGUCACUUUUAACAGAAUUGGAAACAUGAGAAAAUGUUGGCUUUUCAUGCAGGGAACCUUAAUGUAGCAUUAAGUCAUUUUUAAGCCUUAAUUCUUUACUGGAUACCAAGAUAUUGAGAAAUUCAGCAUAGCUACUGUUUUUGUAUGGAAUGCGCUGUUAAUUUAAAACCUAUGUAUUUAUGAAUUGUCUGCCAUUCUUUUUCAUGGCUGUCACAUAGAAACAGUUGCAUUUUUAAUAGAAGGCAUACUUUGAAUAGCACAUAAUAUAGUGGUGCUGUGAAUAAAGAGUAAAGAAAAGGCAA
This is a messenger RNA of Paramormyrops kingsleyae, 1132 nucleotides long. Its product is annotated as transmembrane protein 60-like. The record is from RefSeq and is a predicted model, not a curated record. Lineage: Eukaryota; Metazoa; Chordata; Actinopteri; Osteoglossiformes; Mormyridae.